This is a messenger RNA of Lichtheimia ornata, 3399 nucleotides long. RefSeq lists its product as uncharacterized. The coding region runs from base 1 to 3399 and encodes 1132 amino acids. The record is from RefSeq and is a predicted model, not a curated record. Gene Ontology annotation, biological process: regulation of GTPase activity; signal transduction. Lineage: Eukaryota; Fungi; Mucoromycota; Mucoromycetes; Mucorales; Lichtheimiaceae. The transcript is spliced from 10 exons. Gene Ontology annotation, cellular component: cytoplasm.
AUGACCUCCACAGACACGAUUGAGAAUCGGCUUGACGUUGACAUUGCUACUCCACAACCACAACCACUCUCGUCCAUUCAACCUGCCAGUCCUAGCAACAAGAGUGUUCGAUCUUGUCGUGCUUGUGGUCGUUUAUGCGUGAAACGAAACGGACCUUUGGUGAAAGCAUUAGGCGAGAUCUAUCAUUAUCAAUGCUUUGUUUGCGAGGAUUGCCACAAACUGGUUGCCGACAAGUUUUACGCAUUGGAGAUCAAGAAUGAUUACCGUAUUGUCUGUGAACAGCAUUACUACUCACGUCUCGGCCUCGUUUGCAAACAAUGCCAUCAACCCAUCUUUGGUCCUGUGGAACCAGGUCUCGAAUAUCAUCUUGAAUGCUUGCAAUGUCCUGAUUGUGUGGCCAAUGAACAACAAAGCGAGGAUGGAUCAUGCUUUGAAUUCCAUGGGCAGGCUUAUUGUCGAUAUCACUUCUCCAUGAUUCCGGAUACACAUUGUGCUGGAUGCGGUCAAGCGAUCCUCAAACAAUUUGUGGAACAUCACAGCUAUCCUAGAAAAAAGUGGCAUCCCGAAUGUUACAUGAUUCAAAAGUUUUGGAAUAUACGACUUGUGGAUGCAAUGGACGUGACACAGCGGGAUGAUCCCCGAUCCUUGACGGCUGAUCGAUUACGUGAGCUACAGAAUACCAUGGAAACCAAAGUCAUUCGUAUAUGGACCGAUCUUUCAGCCUUUCAAGAGUCCUCUGCAACGUGUAUCUCUGACAUGUUGUUUCAUAUUGCUGCUGGAGCCUAUAUGGAGAGCAUGCGCAUGGCAAGCCAGUUUAUCCUGCAUCUUGAAGUUCUAUUUGCUGCCCUGGAUACCAUUGGCUCAAUCUCAGCCGAGAAAGGAGAAGAAUUGCAAUGCGUUAUUGAAACUCGGUCUAUAUGCAGCCAAAUUAUAAGCAUUUUUCAGCUGUUGACGCACGAUGGCAACAUGGGAUGUACCAAAACAGCCGAUACAGGUGUCACCCAAGAGCUACUUUCAUUGGUGACAGGAAUGGCCCAGAAUUUGAAAAGCCUGAUACGCAUUGGACUCGCUCAAGCGCUGCGUUUGGAAACUGAUCAUCGUAUUCAAGACGCCAUAUCUCUUUUUCUUUCAAGGUUAUUACCUUUGGAGAAUCAACGCGUAUGGAUGGCAGGAAGAUAUUGGUUCAAGGACGAUUCCACCAACACCAUGGCAACACAUGAUCACCAUAGCAACAACAUGGGGACGAUGGCGUAUCAACGUAACGUUUCUCAUUGUCAGCAUUGCCAUGAGGCUAUCGAAGAUGAAUGUAUUCGUAAAGGCGAUCUACGAUGGCAUUUAUCAUGUUUCCACUGUACACGGUGUCAUUAUCAACUAGCCAAGGAGCUUGAUAGGGCGCGACUCGAUGAAACCCAGUUGACACUUGAACACGGAGUCAUCCUUUUCUGCAAUGAUUGCUGCACCAAUAAGGGAUGUCAAUACCCACCCUUUAGGCACAUGAGCCGAUGGGAACAGUGCCUGGAUCUUGUGAAAUCGGCAUUAGGGCAGCUGUAUACUUCACCAACAGAAGCAGGCAGGAUACCAGAUGACACGAGUCGACAAACCACGCUGCACGACUAUGAAACCAAGAUAAAUACAGCUGCAAAGAAAAGUAAACGGCAAUCCUCUCUUUUGCGUUUAAUGAACCGAAGCACAACACGACGGCAGUCAUUAUUCGGCUCAGUCCAUUUGACUCAUGUGAAACGCACCGACAACAAUACAACAACAACUCCUCCACCACCACCAUCUUCUUCUUCUACAACUUCUCCCACUUGUUCUACACCUACUUGGAGAUGGCGUUAUCAUCAAAAUCAAUCACCUCUUACGAUGAAACGUGCGACCACUAUUCGAGAAACAACAUCACCUAUCAACAACAACAGCAAUAAUACUCUCGGCCGUUUUGGAAGUAUUCGAAGAGCCUUGAGCACCAACCGCCGUGAACGCAGGCCGCUACAUGGCGUAUUUGAUCGUUACAACAACAAGAAAACACACUCCACCACUGUAUUAGAUCAACAACAACAAGGCCAACAGGCAUCCAUUUGUACUUUUGACACCUUUGACGCCACAGCCACAAUUCACUCCAACAACCAUGUUAUGGGUGGUGGUGGUAGCAGUGGUGGUGAUAAUGCAUUAGCAAUACCAGAAACCACGUGUCAACAACAUCAUUCAGGAGACCUUACUGAUAUCCAAGACGCCGUAUUACGAUACAUGGCAGCUCUCUAUCUUGAAAGCUUGGUGCGUGGCUCCUUUUCUUUGGAAGAACUUGUGGCGUUGACAGAAACGAAACGAUCAUCAUCAUCAUCCUUGUGGUACAGGUUCAAGACUCAUAUUCGAGUAGGAGGAGCAGGAGUAGGAGGAGGAGGAAAGCAUCAUCAACAUCACCAUUAUGCAGCACAUCUCCUAUCAUCUUCCUCCUAUGGUGGCAAUCAUAACAACAAAACAUUUGGCGUCCCUCUCGUUGCCAUCGCCAAAAGAGAUCAUCACCACCGACAUCAGCCUGCAUCCGUUUUUCAUGAGAUUCUCUCCAAAGGCACACAUCCACUUGCUCCCUAUUAUUUUUCAUCCAAUGCACUUGUACCCACCUUUAUGAAGAAUUGUAUCCUUGCAUUAUGUCGAAUGGACAUGUCAUUGGAAGGUGUAUUCCGCAAGAACGGCAAUGUGCGUGAGCUAAACGAGAUUUGUGAUACGGUCAAUCGUGAUGCCACGUCUUUGGUUUAUUUGGAUGAAACGCCCAUUCAGCUUGCAGCAUUGUUAAAACGAUUUCUACGCGAUUUGCCUGAGCCACUAUUGACAUUUAAGCUUUACGAUUUAUUGAUCGCAUCUAUCCAUAUACAAGAGGAGAGCAAAUCCAAAAAGGUGCUUCACUUGGCAUGUUGCAUGUUGCCCAAAGCAAACAGGGAUACGAUGCAAAUGUUGUUUCUUUUUUUGAAAUGGGUGGCAACGUUUCAUGAAACCAACAAGAUGGAUGUGACAAAUCUAGCUCGAGUCAUUGCGCCCACGGUUUUCUAUUCAUCUGCUGCAACCAAGGAGCUCACGGUCGAAAGACAACAAAGCGCGCGAGAUGAGAUCAAGGUCGUGGAAAUGCUGAUCCGAUACCAAGAAGAGUUUUGCAUGGUACCGCAACCACUGGUUGGCAUUGUGCAGGAUCCCAAGGCUGUUGAUUAUCUGGGUGAUCCGAAACAAGCACUUCGAUUCCUUGAUUAUCACAACCAGCGCGGUCUUACAAGUUGUCAUGGCAACGAUGAGAACAUUGGCGUGCCAACACCACCUUCUUCUCCCCCUCCUCCUCCUCCUCCCCCCACAGCAUCAAGAUCCAUAUCACCACUCACCCUUCGCCGCUCAUGGAUCCCAAAACGCGAUUAA